AGGUGGGUGGGUGUGUCCCUCUCUAGCGCUCUUUUGACAAACUGGCAAAUCAGCGCAAUUGUAAGCGCACCUGAGCUGCAUUAUAGUGCUGUAUUUAACUGAAGCUGUAGCUGCGCUCUGUUUAAACCUUUUGGUGUUCUUUAAGUAAAGGUUCCUCGAGCUUCACGGUUUAAUUUGCGCUAGGCUUUCCCCCCUCUAGGAACUGAAUAAACUCCGACAUGGGGAGAGAGAAGAUACACAUCAACCUUGUGAUCAUUGGCCAUGUUGACAGUGGGAAAUCGACCACUACGGGCCAUCUUGUUUAUAAAUGCGGUGGUGUUGACCCAAGAACCCUGGAUAAGUAUGAGAAAGCUGCAGCUCAGAUGGGGAAAGGUUCCUUCAAGUAUGCAUGGGUUCUUGACAAGCUGAAGGCAGAAAGAGAGCGUGGCAUCACCAUUGAUAUUUCCUUGUUGAAGUUCAACACUCAGAAGUAUGUGUUCACUAUAAUUGAUGCACCUGGUCACCGGGACUUCAUUAAGAACAUGAUUACAGGAACUUCACAGGCUGAUGCUGCUCUGCUGGUUGUCUCUGCAGCAAAGGGUGAGUUUGAGGCAGGCGUAUCCCGCAAUGGGCAGACAAGGGAGCAUGUCUUGCUGGCUUACACUCUCGGAGUCAAGCAGCUUGUAGUCUGUGUCAACAAAAUGGACCUCACUGAGCCACCUUUCAGCCAGAAACGUUAUGAGGAGGUAGUGAAAAACGUAACUGUUUUUAUCAAGAAGAUUGGUUAUGACCCAACUGCAGUGCCCUUUGUACCCUUAUCUGGUUGGUGCGGUGACAACAUGCUUGCACCUUCACAGAAGAUGUCUUGGUUUAAAGGCUGGAAGAUCAAGAGAAAGGAUGGCUUUUCAAGUGGCAAGACACUGUUAGAAGUGCUUGACUCAUUGUACCCACCAGUGCGCACUGCCAGCAAGCCUCUUCGUCUACCACUGCAGGAUGUCUACAAAAUUGGAGGAGUUGGCACAGUUCCUGUGGGCAAAAUUGAAACUGGGAUUCUGAAGCCUGGGAUGGUUCUGACCUUCUCACCAGCUAAGCUGACUGCAGAGGUUAAAUCCAUUGAGAUGCAUCACCAGGGGCUGCAGACGGCCCUGCCUGGCCAUAAUGUGGGCUUCAACAUCAAGAAUGUGGCAGUCAAGAACUUGAGACGUGGAGAUGUUGCUGGUAAUGCCCAGCAAGACCCACCAUCUGAUGUCAAUAGCUUUAUUGCUCAGGUUAUUAUUCUCAAUCACCCUGGCAAAAUCAAAAGUGGUUACUCUCCAGUGCUGGACUGCCAUACCACCCAUGUGACCUGUAGCUUUGCAGAGCUGCAGGAGAAGCUUGAUCGGCGCACAGGGAAGAAACUGGAAGACAUUCCUCCUUUCUUGGUCUCUGGGGAUGCUGCCACAGUCAAAUUUGUUCCCAUCAAACCCCUGUGUGUGGAGAGCUUCUUCAGCUAUCCACCUUUAGGGCGGUUUGCAGCAAGGGACCUGAAGCAGACUGUUGCUGUUGGGGUGAUCAAGUCAGUGGAGAAGGUGGAUCAAGCAAGAAGGACUGCACAAAAAGCUCAAGCAUUAAAAUGAGUGGAUCAUUUAGACCUUAUUACACACCUUUUGUUUACCAGCAGUCUGGUAUUUAAACCUUAAGAGGUUGAAUUUGAGUUUUUUUAUUACACAAAUGUUUGACUUGCAAAUUGAGAUGCUGCUUUUUGUUGAGAGCCAUGGUGAACUUGUGCCAUGAAUACUGAUGUCCUUGACCUGAGGAAUUUUGUUGCUAGACUGCAAAAUAAAUUUGAUUUGUCUUGUGUGCA
Messenger RNA from Ictalurus punctatus (channel catfish), 1822 nucleotides. It is a transcript of the gene eef1a1l3, whose product is annotated as eukaryotic translation elongation factor 1 alpha 1, like 3. Gene Ontology annotation, molecular function: GTP binding; GTPase activity; translation elongation factor activity. Lineage: Eukaryota; Metazoa; Chordata; Actinopteri; Siluriformes; Ictaluridae. The transcript has 7 exons. The coding region runs from base 219 to 1595 and encodes 458 amino acids. Gene Ontology annotation, biological process: translational elongation; translation. The record is from RefSeq and is a predicted model, not a curated record.